Messenger RNA from Fomitiporia mediterranea MF3/22, 435 nucleotides. RefSeq lists its product as uncharacterized. The transcript has 6 exons. The coding region runs from base 1 to 435 and encodes 144 amino acids. Lineage: Eukaryota; Fungi; Basidiomycota; Agaricomycetes; Hymenochaetales; Hymenochaetaceae. The record is from RefSeq and is a predicted model, not a curated record.
AUGGCCUUGCAGCAGCUCAGACAUACUUCAGCAUCAAUCAAUGAGGGGAGAUUUAUCCACCUUGAGGCAAUUGAUGUUGAGGUCACUGGCACAAGGCCUUAUGCAAAGCUCCAGAUUAUACUUGAGGGUGAUUUGCAGUUUCGGUACAGGUCAGAUGUAGUUGAGGACUCGCUACUGAUGCACUGGGAUUGUGAUAUAGAAAUGACUGUGAAUUUAGGCCAGGAAUCUGUCGUUACCAUCAAGCUAUUCAUUGGCGAGCAGAAAUCGAGCCUUGACGUUGCACGAUUACUAGCUCCCAGGACCAUUGCUGCCCUUGGGACGAAAGUAACCAUGCUUGAUAGACUUGAUAAGAUAUCCAAAAUAUGUGAUCUUGUGAACCCAUAUGCAAAGUCCGCUAUGUCAGUUGUCAACACAGUUUUCGAGGUACGAGGUUAG